Molecule: messenger RNA, 2951 nt
Organism: Achroia grisella
Lineage: Eukaryota; Metazoa; Arthropoda; Insecta; Lepidoptera; Pyralidae
Exons: 7
Coding region: 1-2820 (939 amino acids)
Source: RefSeq, a predicted model, not a curated record
AUGUCAAACACGACGUCGACCAGUAGAUCGCGGCAAAGAAGGACGCGUGAGAGGCAUUUCGCUCUGACAAUAUCAGACAAUGAUCAGAGAAUCCAAGUGGUGCUUCUACAGAGGUCAAAUAGCCACCUGGAUGAAAAGUCAGCAGAAGGUCUAACAGUGAAGGUACGUGUCCCCCGCCUCCCCCGCCUCCCCCGCCGCCGUCCGCGGCCUGGCCGCCAGCGACGCGCGCGCAGCCAGCCUGCUGGCAGCCGGCUGCGGCGGGGCCUCCACACCAGGUACGUGUCCCCCGCCUCCCCCGCCUCCCCCGCCGCCGUCCGCGGCCUGGCCGCCAGCGACGCGCGCGCAGCCAGCCAGCUGGCAGCCGGCUGCGGCGGGGCCUCCACACCAGGUACGUGUCCCCCGCCUCCCCCGCCUCCCCCGCCGCCGCCGUCCGCGGCCUGGCCGCCAGCGACGCGCGCGCAGCCAGCCUGCUGGCAGCCGGCUGCGGCGGGGCCUCCACACCAGGUACGUGUCCCCCGCCUCCCCCGCCUCCCCCGCCGCCGUCCGCGGCCUGGCCGCCAGCGACGCGCGCGCAGCCAGCCUGCUGGCAGCCGGCUGCGGCGGGGCCUCCACACCAGGUACGUGUCCCCCGCCGCCCCCGCCGCCGUCCGCGGCCUGGCCGCCAGCGACGCGCGCGCAGCCAGCCUGCUGGCAGCCGGCUGCGGCGGGGCCUCCACACCAGGUACGUGUCCCCCGCCUCCCCCGCCUCCCCCGCCGCCGUCCGCGGCCGGGCCGCCAGCGACGCGCGCGCAGCCAGCCGCUGGCAGCCGGCUGCGGCGGGGCCUCCACACCAGGUACGUGUCCCCCGCCUCCCCCGCCUCCCCCGCCGCCGUCCGCGGCCUGGCCGCCAGCGACGCGCGCGCAGCCAGCCUGCUGGCAGCCGGCUGCGGCGGGGCCUCCACACCAGGUACGUGUCCCCCGCCUCCCCCGCCUCCCCCGCCGCCGUCCGCGGCCUGGCCGCCAGCGACGCGCGCGCAGCCAGCCUGCUGGCAGCCGGCUGCGGCGGGGCCUCCACACCAGGUACGUGUCCCCCGCCUCCCCCGCCUCCCCCGCCGCCGUCCGCGGCCUGGCCGCCAGCGACGCGCGCGCAGCCAGCCUGCUGGCAGCCGGCUGCGGCGGGGCCUCCACACCAGGUACGUGUCCCCCGCCUCCCCCGCCUCCCCCGCCGCCGUCCGCGGCCUGGCCGCCAGCGACGCGCGCGCAGCCAGCCUGCUGGCAGCCGGCUGCGGCGGGGCCUCCACACCAGAGACGAUAGUGAGCAGGCAGACGGUGGGCGAGAUAAUAUCGAUGUUAAACGAGGCCCUCGCGUCGAGCGACAAGGAGCGCGCAGUACGGGCGACGAACUUGGCCACGCAUAUACUACGCGUUCUACCGGACGCUGACUACCCGCAGUACGAGGACUUGAUGCUGAACUUAUUCCGGCUGGAAUUGGAGGGGGUGCACGAGGAGCAGGAGGAGGAGGAGCGGAAGGAAGAGGAGCGAGGAGGAGCGGACGCGUGGCGGCGCGGACUAACAGCGCUGCGAACACGCACGCCCACCGCCCGCCGCGCGUGUGCCCUGCUGCACCGACACGUGUUCCGCAGUACGGACAAAUUGGACAUACCGAAAAUCGAGCACGCGACCUCGCUGUGCCCGUACCUGGUGUGCGACGGCGGUCCGUCAGAACUGACGGGCUUAAUCUUCGAUUUCCCUCCCCCUCCCCAGACCACCGACCGCCCUACCACUGCACUCGAGCUGUUCGCAUUGCGAUACGACUGCAUCGUCGGCAAACUCAACUGCCCCUUCGACGACGACAACGAGCACAUCAAGCAGAUAGUAGCAGAAUCCUCGCAAGCAGACGUCGAAGAAUUGACAGUAGAAGAUUUUAUAUAUAAUGCCACGAAAAUACUGUUCCGGUCCAUCUAUCUGCGCACCAUGUUGCUACAUACAGCUUCAAUUGGUGAUGAUGAUGACGAUGAUGACACGCCAGAGGACACGUGUAGUACGUUGUUGAACGACGAUUAUCUACGUACUGAGUUCAUGAAAGUUCUAAGGGAUUAUGUAAUUAUUGAGUCGUUGUAUGAAGGCUACGCGUUUUGGCCUUAUUACGAGUUAAUCCAAGAAACUAAAUCAAAAUUGGAUGCUAUAUUGGGAGAAAUCAUUCAGGAAACGCCGAUAUCUUUACGGAAUAAAAUAUUAGUGGAGUUGACCGUACUAGCGGCUAAGGAAGGCUACUAUUGGUCGUACGCGAGACGCUUCUACGACGUCAAGACUAAAGAAUUAGCAAAGUCUUCCGAAAUUGAAGAGUCUGAUGGAGAAAAUGCGACGAUGAACAUUGAUAAUCUGACGGAGGUGGUUACUGGAAAUGGAUUUUGCCAUAGCUUGCAGGCGAACAGCCGGGGGGCGGGGGCCGAGGAGGAGGGGGCGGAGGGGGCGGCGCUGUCCACCGCCCACGUGGUGAUGAUGCGCAGCGUGCGGGCGGCGGAGAGGCUCGCGCCCGCAGACCUCGGACAGCCGGGACCCACAGACCCCGGGCCCGUCAUAGACCUCUACUACGACCGCAACCACAUCAUGCUCUACGACAGGGACAUAUCGGAUGCGCCGUGGGCGCGGGUGGUGAGCAACGCGGCCAUCGCAGAGUACUUGGCGCUGCUGGUGGCGGAGCGCGGCUGGGACAUGCCGGCCCACCACUGGGACUUCACCACCAUCACGCUCUGCUCGCUCUACGCCUCGCUCGACCUCUCCAAGAAGAACUGGGGCUCCGCCAAGGUGGGUCGCGUCUGCUCAAUCGCACCUCUCUAAGGGAUUGAAGAUUGGGGCCUCGGGGUCUCUUUGCCUCGGUGUCGACUCCAGUAGUAACGACCUUUGUACAACUGGAUUACGAAGCUCUUAGUCCAGACUAUUGAAGCUAGGGAUGUAAUUUAACAUAACAU